GGAUGUGUCAAAACAAAUCUUCAGAGAUAAAUAUUUGUUGACAAAUCUAAAUUUAUAUGUUCAUAUCCAAAUGACCGCUCAAUUAUUGUUGCACGAAUGUUUUUUUUUUCAGAUACCGGUCAUUGUUUACUAUUGGCGCAUGGUCGAUUGUCAUCAAAUUUUUGAUAAGCCGUCAAACACAGAUUAGUCUUUCCCUUGAUUAGAUCAGAAGACCCGACUUUCAGUUUCGAGUCAAUCAGCAGUUGCGCCACCUGAAUCUAUCUAAACUAAAGGGCUGGCACGGCAGCAAGCAUGGCCGGCCCAGCUCCUGACAUCGGAUGCUAUCUUGUGGUGAAACACUCAACAUGGAAGGGCAAGUACAAACGUAUCCUGGGCAUUGGGCAGGAGGGCAUCACAACCUACAACCACAACACCCUGGAGGUCACCAACACCUGGCUCUACCGGGACAUUGUCGGCAUCUCCCCCGUACUGGCCAAGACUACCAACAAUCAGGGAGCACUGGAGUUCCAGCUGAGUAUGUACAAGAAGAACAAGGUGGACCACAUGCGGUUCUCCUCGGACCACAGAGCCGACAUCCUUACUAAGGCGCUGGGCCACAGACACGCCUUUGCCCAGCCCUUAGCUGAUGACCUGAGGAGUGCGGCGCAGAAGGCCCGGGGCCGUGACGGCGACUGUGGCGUGGCUGUGGCGCUAGUGGCGACGCCACGUGGCAUAGAGCAGCUCAAUGGGGCCACUGGGGCCCUCAUAGCUUGCUACCAUUACUGCAAUAUUGAGGCCCUACUGCCCGUGUCGGACCUGCCGGGGGGCCUCGCUAUCAAGGUGAGCGUGGGGCCCUUACUGCCGGGGGGCCUUGCUGUCAAGGUGAGCGUGGGGCCCUUACUGCCUCCUCGCUAUCAAGGUGAGCGUGGGGCCCUUACUGCCGGGGACCUUGCUGCCAUGGGGCCCUUACUGCGGUUACUCUCGUUACCAGGCCUUCAGAGGAGUGCGGCGCAGAAGGCCCGGGGCCGUGACGGCGACUGUGGCGUGGCUGUGGCGCUAGUGGCGACGCCACGUGGCAUAGAGCAGCUCAAUGGGGCCACUGGGGCCCUCAUAGCUUGCUACCAUUACUGCAAUAUUGAGGCCCUACUGCCCGUGUCGGACCUGCCGGGGGGCCUCGCUAUCAAGCAGUGACGACAUCCAUCAGACGUCGCUGUGCGAGUUCCCCGUACAGAAGGUGGUGUCUGUGGCCCGUCAUCCCCACAGCACGGUCCUUGCCCUCUACGAUCCCCCUAUGGGGGGUCCAUCCCCUAACCCCAACGGCAUGGGUGCAAACUACAUGACUGCUGUAGGGGACGGAGCAACAACCAUACGUAGGAUACUAGCAUUGUCCGAGUCCUGCCUGGUGGAGAGGGAUCCUACGAGCUAUGGGCUGGUGACCCUUAGACCCCUUAGUGACAUCCAUGCCUUAGUCCGAUGCCAGCACAACCCGCAACGCCUUGAGAUCGAGUGGGUCUCGGGCGGGUCCAGGGUCUAUACCUGCUCAGACCGGGACGCAUUGUUAGCGUCACUCAUGGAUGGUGCCAGAGGGUCAGGACAUCUUGGGGUCCAUGUUCGGAUGUCCCCUAGUGACCCAUGCAAGAGACUGGGUCCUGCUGGGGUCCCUGUCACUGAGGAAGUGGAGAGCAUGUGCCUGAGGCUCCUGCAGCAGCCCGUUAUAGGGUGCCCGUUUUCGGAGGCCGUUGAACGGUUCAACGCUAACGUCCCGUACUCGGGUCUCCUGCAUUCUGUUUCCGUUGAUGGUUUCUUCGCUGAGAACAAAGAACGUCUCAUCACCGGGGCUCUAGGGGUUAUAGUCAUGCGUGGGGACGAUAACCCUUACUCCCCAAACUCAACCACCACAACCCCCGAGCUGCAGGCGCAGUUCCAUGCCCUCAGGAGGCUCGUGGCCUCUAAAGCUGGCUUCGCUGCCCUCACUUCCCUCCCUGGGUUCCGGGAGAAGGUGGGGCUGAAGGUGAUGCGGGGGUUGCAGCGGGGUGACGCUGGGGUUACACAUGCAGCGCUGGACCUGCUGUGUGCGCUGCUGCAACCCAUGCAUAGCAACCCCGACCUCAAGCAGGAGCAACUCAACAAAACAUCGUUGUUGCACUCGCAGAAGUUCCAGGAGAAACUCAUGGAGAACUUCGUGUUGCACGUGAACCUGGGGACUGGGGGCCUGGUGAUCGCCGCCAUGCUGGACUUCCUGACGUUCGCGGUGGUGGCACCCUACAGCGAGACCACCGACGGCGCCCACUUCGACUUCCUCCUCAAGCUCCUGGCGCGACACGGCAGGCAGCUGUACAAGCUCUUCCAGCACCCCAGCCUGGCGGUGGUCAAGGGUGCGGGGCUGGUGCUGAAGGCCGUCAUCGAGGAGGGGGACGACGACAUCCCUGAGAUGAUGCAGCGGCUCUCCCUCACCGAGGGCGCUCUCCCCAGCCACCUCUACACGGCCCUCUACACCCGCCUCACCGACGACGGUCGGCUGCUGGGUCAGCGGCAGCUGUCCCGCCACUUGGUCGGCUUAUGGACGGCCAACAACGAGGCGGCCAUGGAGCUGCUGGGCCGCAUCCUCCCUCGGGGACUGCUGGCCGCCCUCGAGAGCACAGAGACCGUCCCCGUGGACGACAUAGACAGGCUCAGCCCCAGGGACAACCUGGCGAUCGCGGCGGCGGCAGAGGCGGCGGCCGCCAAGCAGGGGUCGGCGGUGGUGCGGGCGGUGGGCGACGCCGUCAAGACCACCGCCAAGAAGGUCGAGCGCCUCGUGGAGCGCCACAUGGACAAGCUGGAGGGCGUGGAGCGCAGCCUGCAGCCGGCCACCAAGCAGAUAGAGAAGUACUACGAGCAGUACCUCGAGAAGCACCUCGACAAGGACUUGCUGGCGGUGCAGCACUGGAAGCAGCGUCUGCGUCGGGAGAAGACCGUAGAGGAGAGGUUCAGGGAGCGUCCCAUAGUGCUGCGCAAGAGACGCGAGCACCUCAAGCCCACCGCCAACUGGCCGCUCUUUUACUACAACUUCCAGCGCGACCACGCCCUCCCCAACCUCAUCUGGAACCACGGGACGCGGGAGGAGCUGCGGGUGGCGCUGGAGAAGGAGCUGCGGGAGUUCGCUGAGGGGCGCGACCUGCCCGGCGAGGGGGCCGUGUCCUGGAACUACCAGGAGUUCGAGGUUGAGUAUGCAUCCCUGAACGAAGAGAUCCGCAUCGGGGACUACUACCUGCGCAUCCUGCUGGAGCAGGACUCUGCCAUGCAGGCGCAGGACUCCCCCAUACGCAAGUCAUCUGAGUUUUUCAACGACCUGUACCACCGGUUCCUGCUGACGCCCGCAGUGCCGAUGAAGUGCUUGUGUCUGCAGGCCAUGGCCCUCGUCUACGGCCUUCACCAUGAUGACAUCGGGCCCUUCAACGACACUAAAUACAUCGUCACCAUGCUGGCACGCUGCCAGCACUGCCAGGAGCGGGACAGACUGCUCGUCUUCCUUAGUAAGCUGAUCCUGCACCGGGGCAACGUGCGGGAGGUGCUGGAGGGGGGCGGGGUGCGGGUGCUCACUGACCUCAUGUCCCUGGCCCACCUACACACCCAGCGUGCCCACCUACCCACCUCCUCCAACUGUAUAGAGGCUGGUACUACCAGCACACUGCACCUCAAGGAGUGGUACUACCAGGACGCCGCCAAGACCCGGGCUGGACCCUACAGCUUCCCCGAGCUGAAGGAGCUCUACGCUGACGGGGCCAUCACCGCCAAGACCCUCGUGUGGGCCCAGGGUCUGGAGGGCUGGAAGCCCCUCCUCCAGGUCCCGCAGCUCAAGUGGACCCUGCUCGCCACGGGCACCCCGGUACUGACGGAGAGCGCCCUAGCAUCCCUGUGCCUGUCCCUGCUGACGGGGAUGUGCUCGUACUUCCCGCCCCGCACCCCCGACGGCUGCGUCGUCCGCCCUCUGGCCAGGGUGCGCCGCUACACCUCCGACCCACUCUGUCUGCCCACCCUCACCCAGCUCCUGCUCACCUUUGACCCCGACAUUGUCGAGAAGGUGGCCACGCUGCUGUGCGAGGUGUUGACAGACAACCCCGCCCUGUCUACCGUCUACACGACAGGUCUGUUCUUCUUCGUGCUGAUGUACGUGGGGUCUAACGUGCUGCCCGUCGCCCGUCUACUGCAUCUCUGUCACCUCAGACAGACCUUCCGUCCGCAGGAGCAACUGGCGGGGGGCGACCUCCUGCAGCAGAGCAUCCUGGGCCCCCUGCUACCAGAGGCGAUGGUUUGCUACCUGCACAACUACGGUCCUGACAAGUUCGCUGAGAUCUUCCUCGGGGAGUUCGAUACUCCUGAGGUCAUCUGGAACCGCGAGAUGCGGCGGUACAUGAUAGAGAAGAUAGCAUGUCACCUGGGGGACUUCACCCCCCGGCUGGUGAGCAACACCCGCGCCCAGUACCAGUACUGCCCCAUCCCCCACAUCACCUUCCCCCAGCUCGAGAGUGAGCUCUUCUGUGACAUCUAUUACCUCAAGCACCUCUGUGACACCAGCACCUUCCCUAACUUGAUGAACAAAACCGUAAAACCAAAACUUGGUCGCAAAAACCUCGCUCUCAGACUUCACUUGGCUUUCAAUCAGGGCCUUAAAGACCCGGUGAUGCUGCUGAAGAAGGUGCUGUCAGCCUGGCGGGAGGAGGUGCACAAGCAGCCCCCCAGCAUGAGUGCUGACGCUGCCUACGAGGAGCUCGAGCUGACACCGGGACAGCGGCAUGCUGACGACGUCGUCAGGAGGGCCUACCUCAGGCUGGCGGCCCGCUACCAUCCUGACAAGAACGCUGGGGGACGGGUGAGGUGCUGGGUGAGGUGCUGGGGGCAGGUGGUGAGUGGCGGCGUCCUGUACACCCGCUACUCCAGUGUGCUGUCAGCAUACAAGUAUGCCGGGUACCCCAUGCUGCUGAAGACGGUCGUGCUGGAGGGUGAAGAUGACGACCUGUUCUCUAAGCCUGACCCGCUGCUGGGUGCUGCUGCCGAGCUGUGCCACCGCACCAUCCAGUGCUGUGCUCUCAACGCCACCGAGCUCUGCAGGGAACGUGGGCUGCAGAUCGUGCAGGAGGCGUACAGCAGGUGUGUAGGUGUGCUGAGCACGAAGCAGCACACCAGCACACUGGCGGUGCAGGUGUGCACGCACACUGCCCGCUGCUUCACCGCCGCCGCUGCCUUCCCCACCUGUAGGGGAGUCAUCGCUGAGCUGCCCACCUUCCCUGUACACCUCUGCCACACCCUCUACUAUCAGGAGCACCUGGGGCUGAGCCUAGCUGGGGUCGAGUGCUGUGGGGGGCUGGCGGUUGACCCCAUCCUGCAGCUGCGCCUCCUGCACGCGGGUGUCCUGUGGCACCUCCUGCAGCGCCUCUUCCUGUACGACUACACCCUGGAGGAGGGGGGCGUGCAGCGGGGGGAGGAGUCCAAUGCUCAGGAGGUUGUAAACAAGAUCAGCGUCGCGGCGCUGAGGGCCUGCGGGCGUCUGGCGGGGCUGUACCCCCAACCUGACCCCUCCCCGACCCCUGCAACCCCUGGGGAACCCGAGACAUCUCCUGAGGAUGUGGCCCCAUACAACCCCGUCAUCGCUGGGGCUCUCAGGGCCAUGUUGACCCCAUACGUCGUAGGGCUCAUCCCCAUCAAACAACCCCAAGAGGCUCACACAGAACCCAGCAGAGCUGUGUCAGGAGUUUGCGGCGGGGGCGGCAGGGUGGACGGGAAGAUGAAGGACGUCGCCCAGGCGCUACAAGCCCUACACAACGUCUGCUCGGCCAACCCUGGCGUAGAGCUGCAGUGUGUAGGACACUUCCGGCUGCUGCUGUCACUGCUGCGGCUGGAAGCCAGCGCUGUCAGCAGCCUGCAGGACACUGUCAGCGUGCAGCGUGCGGUGCUGCGUCUGCUGACAGUCGUGGCUACCAGCGCUGACUGUGUUGCUGACAUCGCCUCGUCUCAGGUUGUGGUGUACCUGCUGCUGGCGCUGCACAGCCGUCAGCUGCUGCAGGAGAGGCUGCUGACACUCAGCGUUGUGGUGUACCUGCUGCUGGCGCUACACAGUCGUCAGCUGCUGCAGGAGAGGCUGCUGACACUCAGCAUCCUGCAGGCCCUCGUCAGCAGCACCAGCGUCGUCAAGGAGCUCCUCAGCAAAGGCGGGGUGCUGUACCUGCUGGCUGUGUUCUGCUGCGAGGACACCACGCCUGACGUCAGGGAGAAGGCAG
Messenger RNA from Hyalella azteca, 6236 nucleotides. RefSeq names its product dnaJ homolog subfamily C member 13-like. Lineage: Eukaryota; Metazoa; Arthropoda; Malacostraca; Amphipoda; Hyalellidae. The record is from RefSeq and is a predicted model, not a curated record. Gene Ontology annotation, cellular component: endosome membrane. Gene Ontology annotation, biological process: regulation of early endosome to late endosome transport; receptor-mediated endocytosis; endosome organization.